AUGAUGGGCGGCUUCUCGUGCAUUGACUAUAACGUAACUGGGCAUGGUGGUGUCUUCUGCCUCCGUAUCGGAGCCAAGAUACCAGGGUCAAUCGCUUUAGCCUUCUGGAGCAUACCAGUUCAUCUCACUUGUUGUGACGGCAAGAAUGUGUCUACCGACUUACAAACGGCGAUUUGGAAGACGCGAUUUAUCAACUCCUCGCUUAUUACUCCUCGCUUUACUUGCGCGGAUUGCGACUACACGCACUUUAUCACCGAAGUCGCGUUUUGGAAGGCGAAAAAACGUACAGUGGCGAUGACAUCUUGCGCGUCUCAUCUAUCCACUGAUACCAGGGGUGAACGGUCACUCAGUGUAUCACGCGCUGUCGGGGCCGUUCCGACAUUUGUUUUGUUCUGUCACAACUUCGGCCCCUAUCGGGCUGCAGGGGACAUUGGAAUGCAGCUGGAGUGUCCCGGUCCCGAAGGUCCGUUUCCAAGCAGUGAACCAGUGCACCAACGGGUGAAACUCGCCCAUUCCGCGUCCUUCGGGAUGCCGUCGAAUUUAGUCAUAGGCCGAUGCUGUCAUGAAGCGACGUCAAAGGCGAGUGGAGAAGGCUGUCGUGGAUUGCGCUCAUGCGGGAUAGAUCAUCAAGAUGAUUGUGAUGAACUAUCGCUUGAAAUGCAUUGCCCGUUGCCAUGUGAAGCGUCGCAGGCAUUCAGCCACCUUGGUCUUAUUUUCAGCGAGAUAGGAUCAUGCACUAUCGACGCAAUACGCUUCUUUAUUCAAUGCGCGGCUGCAGUGAGUUCAAAAACCAGCGUCCGCAUUUGUAAUGCUUUCCUAAUGCGGACAACGUGGCACUUUCGCGCGAAUGAAACGCGGGUAUCUCCAAGGAGAAACUACACGAUCUCACCUAUCCGGCACCCCGCUCUUGUUCUGGUCGUCGCUUCACUGAUACUCCCCGCUAUAGGACGGCCCAGCACACCCUCUAAUCUUCCCAGCGCAACGUCGGCCUCAUCAGUCGUCGCAGUUAUGGCUAGCUUAGAUCCUCAGCAGGACAUAAACCCCAGAACAAGGCAUCUGCGCUCCGAUUUCACUUCACGCUCUCUGUCGCACAUCCCUCGCUUUCACGACAGCCACAGACAAACCAGAUCCGAAAAUAAUUCCAUAACAUCCAAAGAAGAGAUGAUUGCGCUCCUUAGAUCGCACAGUCGAUCUACUACAUCGUCUUCACCAAAAUCGAGCACGAGCAGCUGUCAGUCGCAUCUCACCUACACAGCUAUUUCUCCUCGUGUCUUAGCUGGGGCACCAGUUACGACAACAAGCAAGCCACCUGUUCAGAGUUCAAGUGCAACGUCUGGGGGCACCUUGGCUGACGCAUCAGUCGCGUCGACUAACACGCUUUCUCCACGGGAACGCAGGAAACUCUUACGUUCGGCACGUAAAGUCGGCAGUAUUCUCGGUGAAACUCCCGUAUUGUGUGCUUCUCCUGAUACGUCGAGUUCGCCCCUCCGUGCCAUGAGGUCUACAGAGUUUGGCACCCUUACGCCCUCUCCACAUUCAGUUGGUAGCAAUGUUGGUCUCCGAAGAAGUAAUAGUAUGAGCACUCAGACACGGUCGAGUCAAGCGACGAAAAAGGAGGCCGUAACGCGUGAUGGCGUCGGAAGCGUCCAUGAUCGCUCUACGACGCCUUUGCGAGCACCCGGCCGGACACCACCCGUGCUGAAAGUAGAUUGCGCUUUAACCUCGGGAACGAAUAAGCGGUCAUUGCAAGGCUCGUUAGAUGAAGCAACUCCUGAUGCAGACACCCACUCUUUCGUCUCGACGACCACGACAACCACCAUGGCAAGCGAUUUGUUCAGUCCGACCACUCGGCGAAGUCCGAUCUCUCCCAUCCCAGCUCGGUUAGCAAGCGAGGCAAGUAGCCGGGACAAAAUGCUCGAGGUACGUCGAUCGAAGGUUGCGAAGCUUUCUCGCCAUCUUGGCGAGCAUGUACCACCAGAGCUCGUGUUCCCUGACGAAUCGACGGAGCCCUUCGUGCUUGUAUCUUACGAGACAACACCACCAAACUCUGCAAUCAAAAGAAGGGCGUCGGAAAAGAAGGUGAUCGAACCACCAACGCGUUCUUCGAGCUUGCGGAGGCGAAGGCGCAAGAGUCUGCAACUCGAUCUGACUGAAAGCUCGACUUCGUCUGGGUCUGCUCCGUCUACUAGUUCGUCUGGCGUGAUGAGCCCAAUAGGCUCUGCGCCAUCAAGGUAUAAGCCUACCCGCACUUUGACGCGCAGUCGCUCUGUGCGAUCACGGACACGGAAAUAUUCGUCCUCAGCUAUCUCCCGCUCAUCCACGACCUUGGAGUCAGAAAACGUUCGUAUAUAUCCUGCGUCGGCACCAGCCAUCCAGACAGUGCACGAGACGGUAAACGGUCCAGCUGUGGAGGAGCUACAGAGUAUAGUCACGGAAGGGAAGGACGAUAAGGCCGAUCAGCUCAACCAGACAGAAGAUCGUAUUCCUUUAAGCGAUGCGCAGAAGGCGAUCAAUGUACGUCGUGCACAGAAGAUGUUAAGCGUGUUUGGAGAAGCACCGCCGAAUUCAUUGCUGCCUGUGCACCCGAACUGCGAAUCGCCUGUUGUAUUUAAUCGGUCGCCAUUAGGAGGGCGAUUCAAGAGGCAUUCCAUUUGUUCUAUAAUGACUUCAGGCUCGUCAUUUAUAGACGUACGUGAAUCGGCAACAUUCGAUUCCCCCAUUUCACCCAUGACGCCGAGGCCGAGGGACUCAAUCGUUGGACCGAGUGAGACAACUGCUCGAACUCCGAGUUCGAAAGACGGGCUCAAGGUGCCCGUGCCACUAUCUCCGCGUCGACGCGCCUCAUUAUCAGCGCUUCCACAAACCCCGCCUCCUUUUUCACAGUAUUUUGAGCCAACAACGCCCCCCUCGUCCACUCCCAUUCGUCACGAGCCUUAUAGUCAGUCAUCCAACGUGCCGAAGUCGUCUCGUCCAUCGCGUGCAAAAACUUCGCCUUCAACUUCUUCAACUUCUGCCUCACCAGCAACGCCGAGUUCGCAACAGGAUCCCGGUGCAGUCUUCCGUGAGCGUCGUCAACGUGCGGCAAAGCUUGCGCGGUUCUUCGGUGUUGGGUAUGGUGACCUUUUCCCUGUUACUGCUGGCAUAGAGGAAGACGCGAGGCUAUCAUCAAGCUCCUUUGACACGAUUCGUAGUCUUAAACGGGAAUUUGUCGAAAAGGGUAACGAUAGCAAGAUUACACGAGUAAGCGUGACCGUACAACGAGAGGUGGAUGCUGGUCGGCCGUUAACGGCGCCAUCAACAUCCACGCCUCUGGAAAGGGGGGAAGAUGUUAAGAGACCUUCAACAGCCUUGUCAAUGACGAGCGAAUCCGGCCCAGGACUGCCGGAACUGAUAAAGAUGACGACAACGACGACAACGAAUGACUGGGACAAUGGGAUUGCUUCAACAGGAUGUUAUGGGAGCCUCGGCUUCGGGACGGGCCUCACAGUCCCUCGGAGCCCAGGCUUGCGCCGUCGUCGGGAUGUUAACAAUAAUACUGGUACAAAGCAGAGCAGUUUCGGCUUGGGCAUGGGUGCUCUUGUGAGUUUCAGUCUCGGCAGGCAGUCGCGUGGACGGGGAGAUGCAUCCGUACGCAGCAAUGGAGGCUUUACAUUGGGGCGAAAGAACUCAACACGAUCCACGACGCCGGUAGCUCCUGGAGCCCGUGCGCUAACGAUUGGAGAUCGUAGAUCCAUUUUGGCAAGGUCUCUCGUUGGACCUCACGAAAGCGUGCUUGCCGGUAGUGUGAAAAAGUCUGAGCGAGAGCCUGCUUUAGUUACCGUUGGAGAGAAGGUCGCUGACAUGAACGAGGUCAUGAGCAAGUUGCGUGUGUUGCGCUAAUAUAUGACUCCAUCUCUCUUCCUUUUCCGUUUACUUUACCGUGAAGGUUGAAUGAUCAC
Molecule: messenger RNA, 3938 nt
Organism: Fomitiporia mediterranea MF3/22
Lineage: Eukaryota; Fungi; Basidiomycota; Agaricomycetes; Hymenochaetales; Hymenochaetaceae
Exons: 10
Coding region: 1-3879 (1292 amino acids)
Source: RefSeq, a predicted model, not a curated record